CUAUUUCUCUAAUUGUGAUGAAGCAAUUUAUUACUCUAUCAAUGUAGAUGGAGACGCAUAAACUAUUUUUGAUCACAACUUUUUCAGCGUUUGUUUCCCGAACAGAGCGCUUUAUCAUUUUGUCAUGAUAACGUUCGACAAUGACAAAUUCGUACCCAAAUUCAAUGUCCUUCUGUGCGUAAACACCAUAACUAUGAACGGAAAGAUCUGGAAUUUUUUUCCUGAUCAGUUCAAAACUACCAACUUGAUGGAAAUGAAAUGUUGCAUCGAGAUGUUGGAGGUGAUGACUCCUUGUAAUACUCCAGCAACGCCUCCUAAUUUUCCGGACACAUUGUUAGCAUUUUCAAAAUUAUCAGCAGGCAAUGGAAACAACACUUCCUGUCCACCAAUAAACAAUAAUCCUAGUGGAACUCAACAGCGUCAAUCACCACAGCCGAUGCAACGAUAAGUGUGCACCAUAGUGGAAUUAUACAUAUGGAAAAUAUGCUCAUUGAACUCUUUGAAGUGGUAGUCACUAAGACAAGUUAAUAACAAAUUCAAUUAUUUAUUUCGGUAGAAGCACACAGAUUCUUCACUAAUGUUCUGUGACCAACGAUGUUAGUAUAACAUAAUAUAGUCACCGUGUGAACUGUUAAAUAUAAUUCGCCUAUAAGGUGACCUGUGACAAGUACGAGACUAUUCCGUGAGUGAAGGUGAAUUUUAAGUUGAGACAUGUCUUUGAAUAAAGUUCAGAAGCAAUAAAACAUAAUGUGGUUAUCCAGAAAAUCUUUUGUGAAUCUUUUUGUCAGAGAGGGAAUCAGAAGCCUUAGUUUGACCUAAGCAAAUAGUGAAAAUUAAAAUUUUACAAAUUACACUAUGGAAUGAUUUCAAAGGAAAUACUUCUGUCAAGAUUGAUCUUUUAUGAUGAUGUCUCAGUUUGAAAUUUACAACAUUCGCUUUUCGAUGAGUUUGUAUAAUUUAAAAUUUUUUUUUUUUCGAAAAUCUUAUUUAUACUCAAUCUAGUCUUAUUUUAUUCAUAAAAUUCCGUAGUAAUCUAUUUGAUCUGAAAGAAUUUUUAAAUGUGAUUUAGAUAUAAAAUACCUAAUGUGUAAAUACAUUCUUCAAUGGAACUUUAUCAACUUUGACAGAUGCUACAUCCUAAUGAAUAAAUUUAAAGGUAGCGGUUGGGCCAUGAUAAGUCAGAAGACUGAAACAGCAGAGUAGACAUCUUUUGUGCUCCAACCGCCAUUUUCACACAAUUUUCUGGUUCUCCUUGAAAUUAAUUUUAAUUACCUUUAUAACAAAUAUUUUGUUUAUAAAAGAUUCUUUACAACUUGAGAAAGUCACACAAUUUUUUCUAAUAAUUUUAAGCAUUAGAAAAAAUUAUUUUUUUCUGUUCAAAUAUUCAAUUGCCAAUACAAUUUGCAUUUUUCCAGUGCAAUCUGGCAGAAUAAUGAAGGUGCUGUCAUAUCUGGUAAAUUAACUGGAUCUAAAAUAUGUUUUGUUAUUUUGUAUAUAGUAGUUAUAAGUUUGAAUUUUUCAGGCUGUUGCCUGCUUUCCUAUUAUUUUAAAUGACAUGAACUAUAAUAAAAUAAAAAUUAUAAUGCUU
Messenger RNA from Harmonia axyridis, 1588 nucleotides. RefSeq names its product UBA-like domain-containing protein 2-A. The record is from RefSeq and is a predicted model, not a curated record. Gene Ontology annotation, molecular function: protein binding. NCBI's taxonomy places the organism in Eukaryota, Metazoa, Arthropoda, Insecta, Coleoptera, Coccinellidae. Bases 125 to 448 code for a protein of 107 amino acids. The transcript is spliced from 2 exons.